This is a messenger RNA of Macrosteles quadrilineatus (aster leafhopper), 2265 nucleotides long. It is a transcript of the gene exu, whose product is annotated as maternal protein exuperantia-1. Lineage: Eukaryota; Metazoa; Arthropoda; Insecta; Hemiptera; Cicadellidae. Bases 156 to 1361 code for a protein of 401 amino acids. Gene Ontology annotation, molecular function: protein homodimerization activity; RNA binding. Gene Ontology annotation, biological process: bicoid mRNA localization. The transcript has 7 exons. The record is from RefSeq and is a predicted model, not a curated record.
CGCAUUCGCACUGCUCCUCCGACUUUUUGAGUUUUGAGGUUCUUUUUCCACGUGCUUCGUAAACUAUAACUUUUAAAAGUUACUUUUACUAUCAAGAAAUUAGAUUUCAUCCUAUUACUAUCUACUGUAGGUUGUAGUUUUCUAUAACCUUAGCCAUGGUAUCCACUGAUGUUGCCAAAAAGGCAGGUUUACCAGCCGGAGAGUACAAGAUUGUAGCCUGGGACUUGGACACAACCGGACGCAGGCUGAUAGACGAGUUCUGUCAUGUCGCCGGUUACACUCCGGACAGCAAGUUCUCACAGUACGUAAUGCCCUACAGAGAUCUAGACUUGAUCUCAAAGAGAAGGCACCAAGUUAGAACAGUGACAGUGGGCAGAUAUCGUAUGCUGAAGGAUCUUAAGACUGGAAAGUUUUUGAAAACGAAGAGUGAAAUUUCUGCUUUGGUUGAUUUUUUACAAUGGUUAGAAAAAACCAAAGCUGAAGGUGGCCCGGGCAUCAUUCUACUGAACUACGAGACCUACAAACUUGCCCCUUCUCUUCUGUUGGAAGCCCUGAAAAAAUAUCAACUACUGGACAGGUUCAGAGAAGUAGUCAAAGGUUUUGGUGAUUGCUACGCUUUUGUCAAACAAAAGUGCGAAGCGACUCUCAAUUCUUUUUCUCUCAAGGUUGUGUCCAAAGUUCUGCUAGACAGAGAUGAUGAGACCUCCACAGCGUUAGAAAGGGCAAAGUUAGCUUACGAGAUCGUACAACACCUGACGGCCGGAGAGAGCGCAGGAGAGGAGGAUGCAGCUGGACUUAAGAUCAUGGUGGAGGCCAUCAGGGAACACACAAGCACCAUAGACGAGGAGCUGCAGGUCAUUGAGGACAUGAAGGUCGUACUACAGAGACAGAACACACUAAGACCAGUAUUUGCGCCAAUAAUGCGCAAAGGCAUACAGGAACGCAAGAGUGCCUCUGCACUGAGGAGACUGCUGACUGGCGCACUGCUGGACUAUGACACUCUCAUGGCUCUGUGGGCUGAGGGCAGGGAGAAAUUUGAAGAAACCGUCACUAGCAAGUUGAGCGAAGCAAGUGAAGAACAAAGGAAGGAGCUUGUGAAGCUACUGUCUGACCACUUCGACCCCGACGUUACUCAGCCGGAGGAGGAGAAAAAGCCGAGGAAUCCAAGGAAAGGCACAAGAAAAAGCCACAGGGAGAGCAACGCCAAAGACAAGGAACCUGCGACCAGCUCGGACAUUCCAUCAACACCGGACACGACCGCGUCAAACACCGAGCCUUCGUCACCAUCUAAGAGUAACGGGUUGACAACACCUCAGGACGACUCUCCUAAACACGAGGCGGCCGCUAACGGAGCCAAGUAAUCCUCCGAUAAAAACUCAUCCAAUGCUCACUUUAUAUGUAUUAUUAUUGAAAUUCAUUUUUAAGCAACAUGAUUGCUUAGUUGACAUAAAUUGGUUUUUACAUGCCUCCAAUAUGGAUUUUCUGAAGGAGGUGUGUAACAAUCAACUUAUGUCUAAUUGUAUAUAAGAAUUAUUGGUUUUUAUUAACAAGAAAUCUUUUGUUUUUAGAAGGCUUAAAAUUUAGUUUUUUCAUGUUAAGUGCCAUCGAUUAGAUAUAUCACUGAGCUUAGAAUUUUGAUAACUUUCAAUGUAACCUUUGUAAAAUCCAGUCGAGAGUGCCUUUCCUUAAAAUUAUUUUGAGAAGACUUAUUUUGCUUACUGUUUUAUAAGAUUACUGAAAAGUAGAUGAGUUUUUUGCUGGUUAAAAAGUACAAUUUAAGUUGUAAAGUGUAACUUAACGUGUGUGAUAUAUUAUGUGAAUAUAAUAUAAAUUAUUUAAGUUUGUAAUUAAUGAACCUUUGUUAUGUUUGUACUUAAAUAUUGUAAUAUGUUUAUCUUAACAGACUAGUUUUUUUACGUUGUUAUUAAGCACUCUUGUUUAAAACCUCAUCCCCAGUUGCCGCUUUUGAAUAAUUUUCUGAUUUAAAUUUCAGUACAAAACAUCUUGUACAUUCCUUACACAUGGCUAGCAAUGUAUAGCACAUGCAUUUGAAUUGUUUUUUUGAAGUUUAUAUAAUUUUGUAUGUGUUGCAAUCUUUAUACUAAGGAAAAUCUCUUAAAAAGUUGUUUUAUUUUCUUUGACUAUCUUUGUUAACUUAAAGCUACUCUAAGGCAUUUAGUUCUGUUUUAUGACAUUUAACUGCAUUUUGUUUCUUAUUAAUAAUAAAUACUGUUUCAAUUGUAUAAACAAUUAUAAUUCUCAAGA